UGUAAAGCCGGUCUCGAUUUUAGUGUCUUUCAUUUGCUAUUGGUCCAUCCCUGAGUAAUCUUGUCCAAUAGACAGCGUUUUAUAGUCUUUCACCGCAGUGUGAGUUCGCGGGAAAAUAAGAUGGCUAGGUUUUGUAGCUAUAGUGUUAAUGUGUAUAGCAAAAUUAAUUAACGUAUUUUGAAAUGUAAUAUUGGUGAGUUUGUCGUUAGAUAACUUGAGUACUGACAUAUUUAAACUGUUGAGAGUCCCGCUUUCAAACUGACUUGCUAGUUAACGUUAUUCGUACCAAUUCAUUGGUAAUCGUAGCUAGCCUGCUUUCGAUAGCCAGAAUAAGAAAUAUUUUGUACGGAGACAAAGAGCUAACCUCUCUUGCUUGCUAGCUGUGUAAGGUUUAAUACUUGACGUUUGAAAAUGAGUAUAUUUAAUUUAGACCGGUUUCGUUUUGACAAGAAUAAACCGACAUCAAACCAGGACAAAUACAGCGGUUCCGUAAGUCCAGAGUCGGAAAAGGAGAAUAAACCAGCCCAAGAAACAACAACACCACCUGUAUCCAACCAAGAAAAACCUGGGCGAGGAGUAGUAUUUGAAGAUGUCAUCAGUGACUCUGACGAUUUGGCAAGUGACUCGAGGAGUGAUAAAUUAACAAAAAGGGUGAUGGAACCUGUCAAGAAAUCAGUGAAGGGAGAGGUAAGAGAGAUGACUGAGACAUCUGAUAAGGAAGACAAAAUGAACAAGGAGCUGGAAGAGAGACUGGCCAAACUGCAGGAAAUCUUCCCUCAAAGAGACAGGAAGGAGCUGCUGGAGGUGAUUAAAAGCACAAGCACUUUGGAUGGUGCCGUAGCCUCAUGCCUGAUGUUUGGUGAGAAAGUCUCAAUGCGAAAGAGGAAACAGGAUGGAUCCAGCAGUUCCCAAGACAGCGACGUGAUUCAGCAGCCCAGUAAGAAGAGGAGACCGUCUCUGACUGAAGACUCUGAGGAGGAAGCAGAGCCCAGCUGGGAGAGGCGGGAGGCCAUGGUCAGGAAACUGCAGAGGAAGUUCCCCGACCAGGAUAAGGAGGAACUCCGGUCUGUGCUCCAGGAACAUGAGUGGAAAGUGGAUGACGCCCUGGAGGUGCUGCGCAUGUUCUCGGACCCAGAUGAAGACUCCAGUGCCUCUGAAGUACGCAGCUCCCCUGAAGUCAAGCAAAAGGAACCGAAAGCCAAGAGCAAUGCCAAACCAAGCAAAGCAAAGAGUGAUGCCAAGCCGAGCAGAGACCGUCGGGUGUCUAAGGAUAGCAAGGAGGAGGCCAAGCGAAGCAAUGCUUCCGCUCUGAAAUGGAUGUUCAAGAAACCUGCACCUGAAUCUAGACCUGACUCCUCGUCCUCCUCUUGGACUUCUACCAGCCAGAAGCUCUCUAACGGGACCAGCGUGGCUAAGAAGGAGGCGUCGGAGAGGAAGGUGCGCGCCUCCUACGAAAGGGCCAGCAGCUCGGAGGACGAGGACGGGGAGGGGGCCAGCAGCGAGUUUGAGGGCGAGGACGACGAGUUGGAUUUUGUGGCGGAGGACGAGGGCACAUCCACGCUCAAAGGCCAGAUCCUGCUCUUCUUCCAGGAGGCCUCGCUGGAUGAGCUGUCCCUCAUCGCCGGCUGCUCGUUGAAGAAGGCCCAGAAGAUUGUGGAGCGACGGCCCUUUGCUGUUUGGCAGGACCUGAAGGAGGUGUUCCACAAAGAGAACGGCCUGUCUGCAGAGCUGCUCCUGGGCUGCAGGGUGGUGCUCAGAGAGAGAGCCGUGGUCCAGGGCCUCAUGUCCAAGUGCCAGACCAUCUCGGGCAAGAUGGUAAAGGGAGUCACCCAGGUCAUAGACAAGGGCAUGGGCUCCGUGACCCAGCCCUCGGUUCUCAACAGAAAGUUGCAGUUGAAACCCUACCAGCUGAUUGGGCUGAAGUGGCUUCUCCUGCUGCACCAACACAAGCUGAGUGGAAUCCUGGCUGACGAGAUGGGUUUGGGAAAGACCAUCCAGGCCAUAGCCUUCCUGGCCAGACUGUACCAGGACGGCAUCGACGGCCCCCACCUCAUCACUGUGCCCUCCUCCACCCUUGAUAACUGGGUUCGUGAGCUAAAGCUGUGGUGCCCUAGUCUCAAGGUGUUAGUCUAUUACGGCUCCGUGGAGGACCGGCGGUACCUGCGACAUGACAUCCUCAGCAAUCAGGUGGACUUCAACGUCAUCGUGUCCACCUGCUCCGGGUUGAAGUUUCCACCAGGUACAGAUCUAGGAUCAGCUUCCCCUCCCCCAAUCCUAACCUUAACCAUUGGGUGGGGGAAUGCAAAACUGGCCCCAGAUCAGCGCCUUGGGGCAACUUCACCCUACAACCUUGCAGCUGUGGGCUACAAUCUGACCAUCGGCAACGACAGCGACCGCAGUCUCUUCCGCAAGCUCAAGCUCAAGUACGCCGUGUUCGACGAGGGCCACAUGUUGAAGAACAUGAACUCCCUCCGCUACCGCCACCUCAUGGCCAUCAAUGCUGAGCACCGGCUGCUCCUGACCGGCACCCCUCUGCAGAAUAACCUGCUGGAGCUGAUGUCGCUGCUCAACUUUAUCAUGCCCUCCAUGUUCUCCAGUAGCACCACGCAGAUAGCCAAGAUGUUCUCCAUGAAAUCCCACGAGGAACAGAGUCAUUUUGAGAGGGACCGCAUCGCCCAGGCUAAACUCAUCAUGAAACCUUUCAUCCUCAGACGAGUUAAGUGCGAGGUUCUUAAGCAGCUGCCAGCUAAGGAGGAGAAGCUGGAAUUCUGCACCAUGAGCGAGAAGCAGCAGCAACUUUACCAGAACAUGGUGGUCAAGCUCAAGAAGUCUGCCAUCGGAGAGAAGAAAGAGCUAUGCAACGUGAUGAUGCAGUUGAGGAAGAUGGCCAACCACCCUCUGCUCCACCGGCAGUACUACACCACAGAGCGACUCAAGGCCAUGAGUCACCUCAUGCUCAAGGAGCCGACCCAUUUUGACGCGGACCCGGUGCUGAUCCAGGAGGACAUGGCGGCGAUGUCGGACUUUGAGCUUCACCGGCUGUGCCAGCAGUACUCGUCCCUGCACAAAUACCAGCUGGACAAAGACCUACUGCUGGACUCUGGGAAGUUCCACCUGCUCCAGACGCUACUGGCCACACUCAAGACCAAGGGAGACCGGGUGGUACUCUUCAGUCAGUUCACCAUGAUGCUGGACAUUGUGGAGAUUCUGCUCAAACACCUGGGCCACCGCUAUGUCAGACUGGAUGGCUCCACACCCAUAGCAGACAGGAUCGUGCUGAUUGACGACUACAACAUGGACCCGGAAAUCUUUGUGUUCCUGCUGUCGACGCGGGCGGGCGGCCUAGGCAUCAACCUGACCUCGGCCAACGUGGUCAUCAUGCACGACAUCGAUUGCAACCCCUACAACGACAAGCAGGCAGAGGACCGCUGCCACAGAUUGGGCCAGACUAGGACUGUCCAGGUGAUCAAGCUGAUACAUAAAGACACCAUAGAGGGUGGCAUGCUGCAGCUGGGCCAGAAGAAGCUCAAACUGGAGCAGGACAUGACCGCUGCCGAGGAGGGUGAUGAGGGCACCAUGCCUGAGGACAUGGCCGCCCUCCUCAAGGCAUCGCUGGGCCUGUGAGGGUCCGGGAGCGCCCUCCCUGGAGUUUCAUUGGGACUCAGCCUGGAGCGUCCCACCACUGACUGACUGACUGACUGACUGACUGAAACCUGCCACUCACUCUUCCCUCGAGACCUGAGACUGAGACGCAUCUGUGCAUUUCCAACAGUCUGGAUUGGAGAUUAUAUGGAUGUGUUGAUGGGAUUAUUGGCCUUUGCUGUCAGUAGCAGAGAUGGUGGGUGUCGUCGAAGGUCAGUGGUGACGCUGCUCUGUACAGCACCUGGGUUUGUAUUCAUCAGGAAGCAAAAGUGCCGAAACGGCGAGGGACUAACCUCAACUUGUCCAAUAAAUUAUUGUUUUCAUUGCAAAAGGUUUUCUGUUGCAAAUUGUUUUGCACUAAUGAAUACACCCGUACUCUGCUCUGAAACAAUGCCAGGGAGCAGGCUAAAAGUUAGUCACAGCAACUCUGUCCGUGCUGCCUUUCAGGGGUACAAUAAAGUCCUGCAGGGGACUACCAGGUGGUGACAGAGCUGCUCUGUUGAUGUAUUGUUGUGAUAAUGUGACGUACUGUUGUCAAAGCUGUUACCCGGCUGUUUGUGUUUAUGUCCUUGUUGUGACAUCAACAGGGUUUGUCGAAACAUAAAAUAAAGAAUUCAAUAUUUA
Messenger RNA from Coregonus clupeaformis (lake whitefish), 4266 nucleotides. Its product is annotated as SWI/SNF-related matrix-associated actin-dependent regulator of chromatin subfamily A containing DEAD/H box 1A. The record is from RefSeq and is a predicted model, not a curated record. Gene Ontology annotation, molecular function: DNA binding; ATP-dependent chromatin remodeler activity; ATP binding. The transcript has 24 exons. Gene Ontology annotation, cellular component: nucleus. Lineage: Eukaryota; Metazoa; Chordata; Actinopteri; Salmoniformes; Salmonidae. The coding region runs from base 412 to 3624 and encodes 1070 amino acids.